Molecule: messenger RNA, 2112 nt
Organism: Penicillium taxi
Lineage: Eukaryota; Fungi; Ascomycota; Eurotiomycetes; Eurotiales; Aspergillaceae
Exons: 1
Coding region: 1-2112 (703 amino acids)
Source: RefSeq, a predicted model, not a curated record
AUGGCCGCUCUACACGAUGCGCUCCAAUGUAUGAACCCGGUAUCAUGGGAUAAGGUUCCACAGUCGCCUGACGAGCUCCGCGAAUACGUGCGCGAUAUCUUCAAGAAGAGUAGACUUGUCGCUGAAUCCCUCCCGGACCCUCCGACCUACGCACCUGAGGAGCACCAUGCACACGAAUCCCAUUCAACACCGCGAGUCGUUCCUUCGUCGGCUCGAGUAGGAGACACCGAUUCGGAGAUUCUAUCCGUACAAAAGCAAUGGGGCAAGCCUAUCAAGAUGGGCGGGCCGAAGGAUAACCCGCUUGGCCUGCAUGUGUGGAAGCUGAAUUCGAACGACGGGGGCGGCCAUUGGUUUGGGAGACGGAGCGUGCACGAGGGUCUCGGGUUCUCUCAGUGGAGGAGGAAGCUUUCAAUGGAGUAUGACGAGACCCUGAAGGGUAAUCUGGAGAAGAUUGAAGAGGGCAAAGUGCCUGAUGUGUGCAUUCGUGGUAUCGGCGCUGAGCAGAAAGUUGAGGCGGUGGAAGUGAAAGAUGAAGAUGGUUCAAUCAUCGCUGAAGUCAUGGUCUAUCACGUCUCUGCGCAGUUUCCUAAGCCUACAGCGCCACGCGACUUUGUUCCUUUGAUCAUCACUUCAGAUCACGCUCUACAAAUUGGCGGCACAAAACAGCCUGGUCGGAGCUGGAUGAUGAUUUCCAAACCCUGUAACCAUGACCAAGUGAAGCCUAAGUAUGGGUAUGUCCGGGGUGAAUAUGAGUCUAUUGAGCUUAUUCGUGAGAUUCCGAGGAAGAAUAUCGACGGUAGCUCCAGCAAGACUAGUUUAGCCCCUGCAGAUGAAAAAGCUGAUAUGGAUGAGGAGCUUAAUCCGGUCGAAUGGAUCAUGGUCACACGAAGUGAUCCCGGUGGCAACAUCCCCAGAUGGCUUGUGGACAAAGGUACCCCGAGCAGUGUCGGGGCCGAUGCCGCAAAAUUUGUCAACUGGGCUGUUCAAAAAGAUAAACGGAAAAAGCAAGCGCCAGCUAAUCCUGAGACCUCAGAGGGCGCCGGGCUGGUCCCUAAUGAGUCGGGAAAUGAGCUUGAUGACGAUGAAGAAGACACUUCCGAUUCGGACUUGGACUCAGUCGAUUCCGAUACCUCUCAUCACGGUCUCAUUGCCAGCGUGACAGGUUUACUCAAUACUGGUAUUGAACGCUACACGCCACAAGCAAUCCUCGACUAUAUCCCUAUACCGCACCACCGUUCGGCGUCCCAAUCUUUUUCGGUUGAUCGCUCACUAAACACCACAUCGCCUGAGGCGAACACUGAUGGAGUAAAAGCUCUGCACUCAGAGACAAAUGACGCAGAACACCCUUCCGAGACAAUGUCACUCCCUCCCCAUGAAUCCGAUCGAGUCUCUCUGUCAUCCGCACCCCACUCCGAUACAUGCACUUCAUUAGUCGACGGGGUCGUUCAGAACACCAUCAGUCAGCCAGAUCUCAUAGAAAUGAGCAAGUCCGGCAAACUUACGUCCCAGGAAAAAGAGCUCGCCAAGCUAGCUCUCCGAAAACGUGAAAUUGACGCCAAACUCGACACGGUCCGCGCAAGCAUGGAAAGCUUCCACAUCCCACCUCAACCUGUUUCUGCAACUCCAGAAAAAGACAUCGACGACAUACAAAACAACCAAAGCGGUAUCUUGAAAAAUGCAGCGGAAACCCGGUCUUCAACGCCAGGAAGUAGCUCUGGAACGCAGAAAAGCCGACACAGCAGCCACCAUAGUGUCUCUAGUGGUCCACCCACCCAAGCAAGAACAAACGCAUCACCAUCCGAACUACCAGGGCAACAAAACAAAGUGGCUUCGCAAUUACGCCACGAGGAAGCUAAGUUACUGAAGCAGCUGCGCAAAACUGAGGCCUCCCAGCUCAAGGUUGCGCUCAAGAUUCAAGCAAAACAGCGGAAGGUAGUUGGCAAGGAGGAAAAGUCCAAGUCAAAAUCCGAAGUUGAGCUUCUGCGUGGCGAGGUGAAAGAUUUGAAAUCUCAGGUCGCCCAAUUACGCGCUGAACGCCAGAAGUAUGUGGAUAUUGUCGCUUCGCUGCAAUCGGAGAAUACUAAGCUGGUUGCAAUGGCGGAGAAGCAUUAA